Gongylonema pulchrum is the source of this 567-nucleotide messenger RNA. The record is from the annotation of a GenBank genome assembly. Lineage: Eukaryota; Metazoa; Nematoda; Chromadorea; Rhabditida; Gongylonematidae.
AUGCUAACUGAUUAUCAGCGUAUAUAUUACGAGAAAGCGAUACUUACGAAAAAAUUUUCAACGUUAAACGAAAAAUUGAGUGGACCGAAGCCAACGUUGCUUGCAAAAAUUCGUUCGGUAUUCUUGUCGUCAGCAACAAAAGUGACGAAUGAAAAAAAUGAAAAGAAUAUGCUAGAAUUCGAUCUCGAGACCCCCAUCAGCAAACGAACACUAAAAUGGCAUUUUUCUGGGCAAUUGUUGGACGAUUCAGGAAUUUAUAAAAUUGUUUCAGUUCGCAAUUCUGGCAACGAAUUCAACAGUCUUUUUGGCAAAUCUUCAGUGAAGCAACUCUAUGAAGCAUUUGCUGUGGGACCUGAUGCAGUACAAAAUACCGGGGUCGCCGUUAGUGAUGACGACGAUGAUAACGAUGGUGGUGGUGGUGAAAAGAAGGCAGACAGCGAUAGUGAUUCAUUGCCUCCAACACCGCCUCCUGUAGGAAUUUUGAUAAAUGCAAGCGAGGAAAGAGAGGUAGAGAGAAUUUAUGAAGUUCGUCAAUCGCCUAGCAAGAAGCGAAAAUUGAAGUUUUGA